UAUAAGAGUGAGAAAUUAAGAUAUUGGAGAGAGAGAGAGAGAGAGAGAGAGAGAGAGAGUUGUGCUUUUGCCUUCUCUUUGAGGUAUGGAUCAACAAGAACUGACUAAAAUGGGGUGGUGUCUCCCGGUGCCUUGUGUUCAAGAGCUGGCAAAGGAGCCACUGGAUACGGUUCCACCAAGAUAUGUGCGGCCGGAUCAAGACCCCCCAAUCAUAUCAACUACUUCCUCUUUGCCCCAACUGCCUGUCAUCGACUUGCAGAGCUUACUUCCCAACGAAUUCAUGGACUCGGAGCUGGAGAAGUUGCACCAUACUUGCAAAGAAUGGGGUUUCUUCCAGUUGAUAAACCAUGGGGUGAGCACUUCAUUGUUGGAGAAUUUGAAGUCAGGCGUUCAAGAAUUCUUUAAUCUCCCAAUGGAAGAGAAGAAGAAGUUUUGGCAACAUGCAGGAGAUCUUGAGGGAUUUGGGCAGGCCUUUGUUGUGUCUGAAGAGCAGAAACUUGAUUGGGCAGACAUAUUCUACAUGAUCAGUCUCCCAACCCAUUUGAGGAAGCCCUAUUUGUUCCCCAAGCUCCCUCAGCCACUCAGAGAUACCUUAGAAGCUUACUCAGUUGAAUUAAAAAGUCUUGCCUUGAAAAUCCUCGACCUCAUGGGAAAAGCUCUCAGAAUGGAAGCUACGGAUAUGAAGGAGUUGUUCUAUGAAGGGUGGCAAAGCAUUAGGAUGAAUUAUUAUCCUCCAUGUCCACAACCAGAGCUUGUCAUUGGCCUCAAUUCUCACUCUGAUUCUGUUGGCCUAACAAUCCUCCUACAAGUCAAUGAUAUGGAGGGUCUCCAGAUUAGAAAAAAUGGGAUGUGGAUUCCUGUCAAACCCCUCCCUAAUGCCUUUGUUGUCAACAUUGGAGAUAUCCUCGAGAUGGUAACAAAUGGUUUAUAUAAAAGCAUUGAGCAUCGAGCGACGGUUAACUCCGAGAAGGAGAGACUCUCUAUUGCUGCAUUUUACAGCCCAAAGUUGGAUGGGGAGAUAGGACCAGCAUCAAGCCUUGUUACAGUACAGAGACCAGCAUUGUUCAAAAGAAUAGGUGUUGCUGAAUACUUCAGGGGAUUUUAUUCACGCGAACUCCGUGGCAAAUCAUACAUCGAUGCCAUGAGGAUCCAAAAUGAGGAAGAUGAAAAAAGUCAAUAAGUGCCAUGUAAUAUGAAUUAAUAUGAAGAAAAAAAAAAUGUCAAUAAGUGCCAUUUAAGUACCUUAAAAGGAGGUAGAUAAAUGGAUUGUCUAUUCAAACAUCAUACUGAUGUAUGCAAAUCAGAUUGAGACGAAUAUGAAUAUGUACAAAACAAC
Molecule: messenger RNA, 1336 nt
Organism: Alnus glutinosa
Lineage: Eukaryota; Viridiplantae; Streptophyta; Magnoliopsida; Fagales; Betulaceae
Product: oxoglutarate-dependent flavonoid 7-O-demethylase 1-like
Exons: 4
Coding region: 86-1180 (364 amino acids)
Source: RefSeq, a predicted model, not a curated record